AUGGACAAGGGUAGCAACCUGGAACGGGUAUUGGGGAUGGUGUGGCGACCACAAGAGGAUGUCUUCGUAUUCUCGAUGACUUUCCGGGAGGAUCUGCAACGUCUAAUGGAUGGAUCCGUUGUGCUGACCAAACGCCAAGUCCUGAGCUUAGUCAUGAGUGUGUUCGAUCCAUUAGGGAUGAUCGCUCCCUUCGUAGUUCAUGGAAAGACGAUAGUUCAGAAAGCGUGGCGAUCCGGAAUUGGCUGGGAUGAGCCGCUACCUGCAGAUAUCGUACCCCGGUGGGAAAACAGUACUGCAUACGCCGCCGCAGCCUACUUCCGGAUAGUAGAUGGCGGUAAAAUACGCUGCAGUCUCGUGUCUGCAAAAACCAAGGUGGCGCAGAUUAAGUUCCUUUCAGUGCCACGGUUGGAGCUACAAGCAGCCGUAAUUGGAACACGACUUAUGAAGUCCAUCAUAGCAAAUCACACGUUGCAGAUCAAGCGCAAAGUAUUGUGGAGCGAUUCUUCCACGGUCUUGAACUGGCUUCGGUCAGACCCGCGAAAGUACAAGCAGUAUGUAGCGUUCCGGGUAACAGAAAUUCUGGAUGAAACGGAGGUCAGCGAUUGGAAGAAGGUGCCCACGAGAAUGAACGUAGCCGAUGAAGCCACCAAGUGGGGUCAUGGACCAUGUUUCGAAGAACAGAGCAGGUGGUUCAAGGCCCCAGAGUUCCUGUAUAAGCCGGAGUGUAGCUGGCCAGAGGAAGCGGUAGAGUUGACAACAGCCGAAGAAUUAAGGAUGGUCCAUGUGCACCAGCUGCCACCGACGCAGCCAGUCAUCGAGUUCAAACGGUUUUCAAAGUGGGAAAGGUUAACCCGCACAGUAGCAUUCGUUCUACGGUUUGGCUGCAGGCAGAAGGGCAAGGACGAAUUAAAGAAGGACGGAGAAGUAACCUUGAGCAGUGAGGAGUGUAAACUAGCGGAGUCAACCGUGUUUAAGCUGAUCCAAGCGAGUGAAUACCCGGACGAAUGCAAAAUUCUGCGAAAAAAUCACCAAGUGCAGCUAGAGCAACGUAAGCGAAUCCAGAAGAGCAGUCGGAUAUUCAAACUAUCUCCGUUUCUAGACCCAACCGGAGUCAUGCGAAUGGGAUCACGCAUCGCUGCCGCGGAGUGCGUUUCAGAUGAAGCCAAGUUUCCCGUGAUCUUGCCGAAGGAUCACUACGUCACGCAGCUAGUGAUUAACUGGUAUCAUAAGAAGUAUAGACACGCGAACAACGAAACGGUGGUGAACGAAAUGCGGCAGAAGUUCCACGUCUCAGAACUGCGAACAGCCGUCAAGAAGGUGGCAAGUUGCUGUAACUGGUGUAGAGUCUACAAAUCGAAACCACAAGUCCCACCGAUGGCUCCACUGCCUUCGGCUCGCCUUACGCCGUAUGUCAGGGCUUUCACCUUUACGGGACUGGACUAUUUCGGUCCGAUCACUGUUCGCUUUGGCCGUGGUGGUGUUAAAAGGUGGGUUGCGCUCUUCACCUGCCUAGGAACCCGAGCAGUCCACUUAGAAGUCGCCUACACUCUGUCUUCCGAAUUCUGCAAGAUGGCAAUACGUAGGUUCAUUGCCCGCCGAGGUGCGCCACAGGAAAUCUACUCAGAUCAAGGCACCAAUUUCCAAGGUGCUAGUACGGAGCUAAGGCAGCAAAUCGGUGCCAUCAAUCGGGAUCUAGCGGGGACGUUCACAAACGUAGACACGCAGUGGAAGCUCAACCCUCCUUACGCACCCCAUAUGGGAGGCAUAUGGGAAAGGCUGGUGCGCUCAGUCAAGACUGGACUGGCAUACAUGGAGUUGUCAAAGAAUCCGAAUGAGGAGACCUUGCGAGGAAUGCACAGCCUUGACACCGAACCACUUUCUACUGUUGAGUUCAAGCGGAGUGGUUCAACGGCGGUUCAGCCAAUCGAGGAGAAUAUGGCAUUGCGGUUGAACUGGAAGCAGGUUCAGGUAAUGCUGGAUCGCUUUUGGGUGCGGUGGAUCAGGGAAUACCUGCCUGUCAUCUCCCGACAACCAAAGUGGUUUGGAGAGGUCACUUCAAUCAACAUUGGAGAUUUGGUUGUCGUUGUGAACGAGAGUUGUGCUUUCAUUGCAUACACAUCACAACCAGCUCAGCAGACCGCUCGCAAGUCCACUGGAGGAAAGGCUCCUCGCAAGCAGUUGGUAACGAAGGCCGCUCGCAAGAGCGCUCCAGCCACCGGAGGAGUAAAGAAGCCCCAUCGCUACCGGCCAGGCACAGUCGCCUUGCGUGAGAUCCGUCGCUAUCAGAAAUCCACCGAACUGCCGAUCCGAAAGUUGCCUUUCCAACGUCUGGUCCGUGAAAUUGCCCAGGACUUCAAGACCGAUCUGCGCUUCCAGAGCUCAGCUGUUAUGGCUCUGCAGUAA
Ochlerotatus camptorhynchus is the source of this 2403-nucleotide messenger RNA. RefSeq lists its product as uncharacterized. Gene Ontology annotation, molecular function: DNA binding; protein heterodimerization activity; structural constituent of chromatin. Gene Ontology annotation, biological process: DNA integration. The coding region runs from base 1 to 2403 and encodes 800 amino acids. The record is from RefSeq and is a predicted model, not a curated record. The transcript has 4 exons. Gene Ontology annotation, cellular component: nucleosome. NCBI's taxonomy places the organism in Eukaryota, Metazoa, Arthropoda, Insecta, Diptera, Culicidae.